GCAAUCGAGCAGGCCUGCCCGUACACGAGCACGUGGUCAGGCAUCUUCAUCCACGAAGUUGUCGCGGAUGGCUUUGUCGGGCGUGGCAUCGGCCGGACGAUGGAGUUCCGCACACGAGCAGCUUUGGUGGCCUUGAGUGUCGCGGCCCGCCGCAGCGGCAAGGAUUACGGGCAGCAUGCCGACCUCGGCGACCUGGACCACCUCGUACAGGUUGCCAACGGCAAGUGGUGCCUGGACCUGCCUGGGCCUGCGGCCAAGCGCAAAGCCGAGGAGGAGCCGAAUGCGAAGUUGAUCUCCUACCUGGAGAAGAUGAGCGAGCGACAUUCCCAGGAGCUGGAGGCUCUGAGGCAGCUGCUUUCUGACAAGUGCAGCAGCGAGAGCGCAGCA
This is a messenger RNA of Symbiodinium necroappetens, 387 nucleotides long. The record is from the annotation of a GenBank genome assembly. NCBI's taxonomy places the organism in Eukaryota, Dinophyceae, Suessiales, Symbiodiniaceae.